This is a messenger RNA of Diospyros lotus (date-plum), 5326 nucleotides long. Its product is annotated as dicer-like protein 4. Bases 148 to 5040 code for a protein of 1630 amino acids. Gene Ontology annotation, biological process: siRNA processing. The transcript has 25 exons. Gene Ontology annotation, cellular component: nucleus; cytoplasm. Lineage: Eukaryota; Viridiplantae; Streptophyta; Magnoliopsida; Ericales; Ebenaceae. Gene Ontology annotation, molecular function: ribonuclease III activity; RNA binding; ATP binding. The record is from RefSeq and is a predicted model, not a curated record.
UGAUGGUUUCCUCACUCUUCGGCUUUCUCAAUCCCACCUCUGACGCGAACACAAAGCAUUGCUGCGUCUCUCUCUCUCUCGUCUCCCAGUCAACAGAAGUCAAGGCCGUGUUCCGCUUCCAUUUGAGUCGGCGCCGCGAUCACGGCCAUGGAGGGGUGCGACGGUGGAGGCUCUCUCAUAUCGCCGGUGACGGAACAUUUUUCGAAUCUUUCGGUGGGUGGCGAUGAGGAAUCGAGUGCCGAAGAGCAGAGGACGGAGAAGGACCCGAGAAAAAUAGCGAGGAAGUAUCAGGCCGAUCUCUGCAAGAUUGCUUUGGAGGAGAACAUUAUUGUAUAUCUGGAAACAGGUGGUGGAAAGACUCACAUUGCUGUGUUGCUAAUGCAUGAGAUGCGCCACUUGAUAAAGAAGCCCCUGAAGGAGAUCUGUGUGUUUCUUGCUCCUACGGUGCCUCUGGUUCAGCAGCAAGCAAAGGUGAUACAGGACGACACUGAUUUUAAAGUGGGGGCAUAUUGUGGAGGUUCAAAGCGCUUGAAGAGCCAUCAAGAUUGGGAAAAGGAGAUGGAAGAAUAUGAGGUUUUUGUUAUGACCCCACAAAUACUUUUGCGCAAUUUAUGCCACUGCUUCAUAAGGAUGGACUCGAUUGCACUUCUGAUAUUUGAUGAGUGCCACUAUGCGCAACUUGACAGCAAUCACCCUUAUGCUGAAAUCAUGAAAGUCUUCUACAAACUCGACAGGACAAAACUUCCCCGCAUAUUUGGAAUGACUGCCUCUCCAAAGUUGGGGAAAGGUUCUUCAAUCCGUACUCUUGAAUCCUUACUUCAUGCUAAGGUUCAUUAUGUUGAGGACAGAAAAGAGUUGGAAAAAUUUGUGGCAUCUCCCAAGUUUAAAAUAUAUUAUUAUAGUCGUGCUGUGAACAGUUCAUCUUGUCCUCUUGAGAUUUACUUGAGGAAACUUAAGGAUAUAAAGCACCAGUGUUUAUCAACACUAAGCAGGAAAACUAUAGAUCAUGGGAGCCUUAAGAACAUGAAGAAGAUGCUACAGAGAUUGCAUGAUAAUCUGAUAUUUUGUCUGGAAAAUCUUGGCCUUUUGGGAGCAUUUCAGGCUUGCAAAAUUCUUAUGAGGGGUGAUCGCUCAGAGAGAAAUGAAUUGAUAGGAGCAGAAGAAAAUGGUGGCGAUGAUUCGCUAUGUAACAGGUAUAUCUUGCAGGCUGCCUCAGUCUUUGAUGGCAUUUGUACGAAAGUAAAUUCCAGUUCUAUUCGUGUAGAUGGUGUUGAAGCUGACUUAUCCCACAAUGAAGCUUUAGGGGAACCACUUUUCUCAAGGAAGCUUUUACUACUUAUUGAUGUUCUAUCCACCUUUAGGUUGCAACCAAAUAUGAAAUGUAUAGUCUUUGUGAACAGGAUUGUAAUUGCCAGAGCCUUGUCAUACUUAAUUCAGACCAUUAAGAUUUUAUCAUCUUGGAAGAGUGAUUUUCUUGUAGGAGUCCACUCAGAACUGAGGAGCAUGUCUCGGAAAACUAUGCAUUCCAUUCUUGAAAAGUUCCGGUCUGGUGAGCUGAAUUUAUUAGUUGCAACUAAAGUUGGUGAGGAAGGACUUGAUAUUCAAACAUGCUGCCUGGUUAUACGGUUUGAUCUUCCAGAAACUGUCUCUAGUUUUAUACAGUCAAGAGGUCGUGCACGCAUGCCGCAAUCUGAAUAUGCAUUUUUGGUGGACAGGGGCAAUCCGAAGGAGAUGUAUCUAGUAGAAAAAUUUGAAAAGGAUGAAGAAAAAAUGAAUGAUGAAAUUGCAUCUGAAAGAUCUCAUGUGGAGAUUGUUGACUUCAAUGAAACGAUAUACAAAGUAGCUUCAACUGGUGCCACCGUCAGUUCUGGAUAUAGUGUCUUAUUACUCCAUCAUUAUUGUUCUAAACUUCCACAUGAUGAAUAUUUCCACCCAAAGCCGGAAUUCUUCAACUUUGAUGAUGAACAAGGGACAUUCUGCCGACUAAUUCUUCCUUCUAAUGCUGCAAUUCAUGAAAUUACCAGCUCACCACAAUCUUCAUCAGAAGCUGCUAAGAAAGACGCCUGUUUGAAAGCAUGCAAAGAAUUGCAUAAAUUGGGUGCCUUGUCUGAAUUUCUCUUACCAGGUCAAGAUGAUGCAAAUGAGGAAUUGGUGCAAGACUUUUCUGAUUCAGACAGCUGUGAUGAUGAAACUUCAAGACAAGAAUUACAUGAGAUGCUUGUUCCUGCUGCACUUAAAGAACCAUGGACUGAUGCAGAGGCUCCUGUUUGUCUUCACUUCUAUUUUAUAAACUUCAGUCCUAAGCCAGUAGAUAGGAUUUAUGUGAAGUUUGGUCUUUUUGUGAAAGCACCUCUCCCAGUAGAGGCUGAAAGAAUGGAGCUCAAGCUAUGCCUGCCACGUGGCAGAUUAGUGAUGACAGAGCUUGUUCCAUCAGGUGUUGUGAAAUUUGAUAGGGACGAGAUUCUGCAGGCACAAAAUUUUCAAGAAAUGUUUCUCAAAGUCAUCCUUGACCGAUCAGAGUUAAUUCAUGAUUUUGCUUCCUUAGGCAAAAAUGGUUUUGGUGAUUCCAGCACCUCAACUUUCUACUUAUUGCUUCCUGUCUUUCUACAUGAAUCAGAGAAGACACUGAGUGUAGAUUGGAUGCUUAUUAAAAGAUGUUUAUCAUCACCAAUUUUUACUACUCAAGAGGAAGCUCAAGUUGGUGUCUUUCCUCAUUUAAGCAGCCACUUGGAACUUGCUAAUGGUCCCCACAAUAUUAAUGACGUCAUAAAUAGUUUGGUUUAUGUUCCAUGCAAGGACAGAUUUUUCUUUAUUUCUGAUGUUGUUGCAGAGGAGAAUGGAUACAGCCUGCUAAAAGGUUCAACAAAUCAUAUAGAGCACUAUAUUAAAGUGUUUGGCAUUCAUCUUUUAUACCCUGAUCAACCUCUUCUAAAAGCAAAACAGCUUUUUUGUUUGGAUAAUUUACUAAGAAAGAGAGGGAAUUCAGCAGAAUUACGUGAAAAAGAGGAGCACUUCAUUGAAUUACCUCCUGAGAUUUGUCAGUUGAAGAUAAUUGGUUUUUCUAAAGAUAUUGGAAGUUCGUUAUCUUUGCUGCCAUCAAUUAUGCACCGUCUAGAAAGCCUCCUUGUGGCAAUUGAACUGAAGGAUAGGUUAUCUGCUUCAUUCCCUGAGGGUGCUAAGGUUACUGCUCAUCGUGUUCUUGAAGCACUUACAACCGAGAAAUGCAAUGAACAAUUUUCUCUUGAAAGGCUCGAAGUGCUUGGGGAUGCAUUCCUCAAAUUUGCAGUUGGCAGGCAUCUUUUUCUUUUACAUGACACCCUUGAUGAAGGACAACUGACAAGGAAGCGUUCUAAAUUAGUCAACAAUUCCAAUUUAUUCAAGCUGGCAACAAAGGGCAAGUUACAGGCAUACAUACGAGAUCAACCAUUUGAUCCCUCCCAAUUCUUUGCAUUGGGUCGCCCUUGUUCAGUAUUAUGUAGUAGAGAAACAGAGACUGCAAUACAUUGUUCUCAAGGAGAUAGUGAGAAAAAUGUUGUAGACACAGAAGUGAGAUGCAACAAAAGCCACCAAUGGUUGCAUAAGAAAACUGUUGCUGAUGUGGUUGAGGCUCUAGUUGGUGCAUUCAUUGUCGAUAGUGGCUUCAAGGCAGCAACUGCAUUUCUCCAAUGGAUUGGCAUACAAGUUGACUUUCAGGCCUCACUAGUCAGUAAUAUCUGCUCUGCCAGUGCAAUCUUCCUGCCUCUCACUGCUCGUGUGGAUAUUGCUGCACUUGAAACUUUGUUGGGGUAUCGGUUCCAUCAUAAAGGUUUGCUUUUACAAGCAUUCAUUCAUCCUUCUUUCAGUGCCCAUUUGGGAGGCUGCUAUCAGAGGCUGGAGUUCCUUGGAGAUGCCGUUUUGGAUUAUUUAAUUACAUCCUACCUGUUUUCAGUGUACCCAGAACUGAAGCCUGGUCAAUUAACGGAUUUGAGAUCUUUAUCUGUAAACAAUAACUCCUUUGCCAAUAUUGCUGUGCAUCACUCCUUCCACAAUUUUAUUCUGUGUGAUUCAAGUAGCCUAUGCACCUCUAUGGAUAAAUAUGCAGACUUCAUUGGAGCGGUGGCUUCACAAAAUGUUUCCAGGGAAGGACCUAGCUGCCCAAAGGCUCUUGGAGACCUGGUGGAAUCUUCCAUUGGUGCCAUACUUCUUGACGCAGGUUUUGACUUGAACUGUGUUUGGAAGAUAAUGCUUGCUUUUGUGGAUCCAGUCAUGAGCUUUUCCAAGUUGCAACUUAACCCAGUAAGGGAGCUUCAGGAGCUUAGCCAGUUCUAUGGUUGGGACCUGAAGUUUGUAUCACAGAAAAAGGGUGGAACAUUCCUGGUUGAAGCAAAAGUGAAAGGUGAAGAUGUUUGUGCAACCACUUCUUCUUCUAACAUUAGUAGAAAAGCUGCCAGAAGAAAGGCUGCAGGAAAGUUAUUUGGAAUAUUGAAGGCUCAAGGUUACAGAACAAAAACGAAACCGUUGGAGGAAGUUCUGAAAUCAAGCCGUAAGAUGGAAGCCAAACUAAUUGGAUAUGAUGAAGCAGCAAUAGAUGUUACUGCUCCAGAUGCUAUUCCGUUGCAUAACCUUAACUUGCAUGAAGAUUCUAGAAGUCUCUGUGAUGCAAAGGUGCAUCCCAUUAGUGAAGAGCCUAAAAAGAUUUCCCCUUCCAGCAUCAGAUCUACGAGACAUCCCCAUCAUUCACAGGAUCUGCAAUCUAAUUCAACCAUUGGAGAUAGCAGCGAUUUGGACACAGAGACAGGUAGCUCAUGCAACAAAUCAGCAAGGUCACUGUUGUAUGAAAUUUGUGCUGAAAACUGUUGGAAGCCAUCUUUUGAAUGUUGUAAUGAAACAGGACCAGGCCAUCUAAAAGAAUUUACUUUCAAGGUGUCUUUGAACAUUGAAGAAGCCUCGGAAGAGAUUGAGGUGUUUGGAGGUCCUCGUUUGAGGAAGAAAGAUGCGGCAGAAGAAGCAGCUGAAGGGGCACUUUGGUACCUAAAGAAUUCAGGGCACUUGCAUAACUAGAAGUGAGAUUCAUCCAAUCACUUUUUGAGCAAGAUUGGCAUAACCUUUCCUUACAUUUGUACAUGUAAUGAUGUACCAGCUCUUUAUCAUAUAGAUUUAUAGGUGGGGAACUCUUAUAGCUUAAGACCACCAUCAUAUGAACUUAAAUUGUAUGUACAUGUCAACAAUAUCAGACUGCUGCAUUAGCCAAGGCAUUGGCUGUUGCUGUGUAAAUUAAUGUCAGGUUGAAAUAUGGAUGCAAAUUUGAUGGCCCUGACUUGUGACGGAAAUCAAGGUGAUGGGCAGA